CACUAUACAGUUGGUGGGUAGUGGACCACAGGAACAUGUCAGCAGUCAUCUCUGUCCUACACUACACUUCUUCUUCCCUACUCGUUCGUAUCAAAACCCUCCCUCUCUCUUUCACUUCCACCCUAUUUCUUCAUCCAUCUCUUUCCACUCAUCGCUCACUCCCUCCUCACUCCCUCACUCUCUCUCUCUCUUCCCUGAUGCCAAGGGAAAUGGAAAUGAACACCAAAACCCACAAACACCCACCUCGUAUCUAAUCCAUCCUCACCCACCCAAUUCCUCUCUCCAGUUUGAUCAGCGCACCCGCAAUUAUAUCUAUGGGGCCUUACGGUUCCACCGUUUGCUCCGGCGUCAGCAGCAGCGCCAGCUCCUCGUCUUCCUCCUCCGUCACCAAACCACCUGCCGAGAUCGAUGGCUAUUUGGCCGACGCCGGCUACAAGGUCCGCUCCUCCGACCUACGACAUGUCGCUCAGCGCCUCGAGCGCCUCGAGACCGUCAUGGUCAAUUCCCCCAACGACCUCUCCCAGCUCGCCUCCGAUGCCGUUCUCUACAACCCUUCCGACCUCGCCACCUGGGUCGACUCGCUCCUCUCCGAGUUCAACCACCAGCCCCUUAUCUCCCUACCAUCCGAUCUCGACUUCCCUGACGCCAUCAUCAAUCCAACGGACCUCCCCAACGACACCUGGACCGAACCUCUUCCGCCGCCUCAGCAGCAGCAGCACCAGCUCACCGUCGUCACGGCUAUGGAAGAAGAUUCCGGUAUAAGGCUCGUCCACUUGCUCGUCACGUGCGCCGAAUCCGUCCAGCGUGGCGAUCUCGCGUUGGCGGGCUCGCUGAUCGAGAACAUGCAGACUCUGCUCACACGUGUCAACACCAGCUGCGGCAUCGGUAAGGUCGCUGGUUACUUCAUCGACGCCCUCAGCCGCCGAAUCUUCUCCCACCAGGGCGUCGCCUCGGCUCACGAGAACGAGCUCCUCUACCAUUACUUCUACGAGGCCUGCCCCUACCUCAAAUUCGCCCACUUCACCGCCAAUCAGGCCAUCCUGGAAGCCUUCCAGGGUCACGAUUGCGUCCACGUCAUCGACUUCAACUUAAUGCACGGCUUGCAAUGGCCGGCACUUAUACAGGCCCUGGCUCUACGCCCCGGUGGGCCCCCCUUGCUCCGACUGACGGGCAUUGGACCGCCUUCGCCGGACGGGCGAGACUCGCUGAGAGAAAUCGGCCUUCGACUGGCCGAAUUGGCUCGGUCCGUCAACGUCCGUUUCGCCUUUCGCGGAGUGGCGGCUUCUAGGCUCGAGGAUGUGAAGCCGUGGAUGCUGCAGGUGAGCCCGAAGGAGGCUGUGGCAGUGAACUCAAUCAUGCAGCUGCAUCGGCUUCUCGGAUCGGACCCUAACCGGAAUUCCCCAAUCGAGAUGAUGCUGGGCUGGAUCCGGAACCUGAACCCGAAGAUCGUGACGGUUGUGGAGCAGGAAGCGGACCACAACAAAACCGGGUUCUUGGACCGAUUCACGGAGGCUUUGUACUACUACUCGACGAUGUUCGACUCGCUGGAGGCUUGCGCGAUGCAGCCGGAGAAGGCCUUGGCGGAGAUGUACAUACAGAGGGAGAUAUGCAACGUGGUUUGCUGUGAGGGCGCGGCUCGAGUGGAGAGACACGAGCCGUUGGGGAAGUGGAGGGCUCGGCUGGGACAAGCCGGGUUUAGGCCUCUGCAUUUGGGUUCCAAUGCUUUCAAGCAAGCGAGUAUGCUUCUGACACUUUUCUCGGCUGAAGGGUACCGCGUGGAAGAGAACGACGGGUGCCUCACUCUCGGCUGGCACAGCCGUCCUCUCAUCGCGGCUUCGGCUUGGCAGGUCAUGCCUACGGCUGAAGCAACCACAGCCAACCAACCGGUUGGGGUUAUUAAUCAAAAUAAUAAUGCCAAUCAUGUCUAAAUUUCACCUUAGCUUUUUUAUUUUAUUUUAAAUUUUAUGAGUUUCUUGCUCUUUUUUCAUGUUCUGCUUUAAUGAUCCAGAAAUGCUUAAUGGAUGUGGUACAAUAUAUCUAUAUA
This is a messenger RNA of Prunus avium (sweet cherry), 2044 nucleotides long. The record is from RefSeq and is a predicted model, not a curated record. Lineage: Eukaryota; Viridiplantae; Streptophyta; Magnoliopsida; Rosales; Rosaceae.